This is a messenger RNA of Talaromyces stipitatus ATCC 10500, 2638 nucleotides long. RefSeq names its product rRNA processing protein gar2. The record is from RefSeq and is a predicted model, not a curated record. Gene Ontology annotation, cellular component: nucleolus. Gene Ontology annotation, biological process: maturation of LSU-rRNA from tricistronic rRNA transcript (SSU-rRNA, 5.8S rRNA, LSU-rRNA). NCBI's taxonomy places the organism in Eukaryota, Fungi, Ascomycota, Eurotiomycetes, Eurotiales, Trichocomaceae. The transcript has 3 exons. The coding region runs from base 46 to 1422 and encodes 458 amino acids. Gene Ontology annotation, molecular function: RNA binding.
GACUCGACUACUAUAUCUUUUCUAAACGUCUACAAAUCCGUUGCGAUGGCUUCAGAAAAGAAGGAUAAGAAGCGCAAGGCUACUUCCGCCGCCGCUGUCGCUGUUCCCGACCUUCCAAACAAGAAAUCGAAAAAGGCUUCUGUCGCCGAGUCCACACCCGCUUCGACUCCCAAGUCCAUUCUCAAGAAGAAGAAUACUGAGGAAAAAACCAAUGGUGUUUCAAAGUCGACUGUGCCAGAAACCACCGAUGAACCUUCCCGAAAAAUCAAGCCGCGCAAGCGUGCGAGCGACUUUUUGAGCGACGAUGAAGACGACGAAGACAAAAGCGAGGAAGAGGAGACAAAAUCAAAGAAUAAGAAAAAACAGGCUGUGCAGAAAGUAGAGAAAAAGGAGACGAAAAAGGCAGCUCCCUCGAAGACGAAGAAAGUUGAGCCCGUCGCAGAAGAAGAGUCGUCCGAGACAUCAGAGGGUAGCAAUGAUGACCAGUCUGAAAAUGAUGAGAUUGAUGAUCAAACCGCAGAAUUGAUCAAGGGGUUCGAGAGCAGUGGGGACGAAGAUGCGUCUGAAGAUGAAGGCUUUGAAGCUGGUAAACCCGUCCCUCGAAUUCCGGACUCGAAAAAGGCCAAGCGCAAGAUUCAGAAGAAAUUGAAGGAGAAUGAUCAGCCCGAUGAACCUGGGGCUGUAUACAUUGGACGUAUACCUCACGGCUUCUACGAACACCAAAUGAGAGCCUACUUCUCCCAAUUCGGCGACAUAACUCGUCUCCGCCUCUCCCGCAACCGCGUCACAGGCCGAUCCAAACACUACGCCUUCAUUGAAUUCGCCUCUUCAGUUGUCGCCAAAAUCGUUGCGGAAACGAUGAACAAUUACCUCAUGUACGGCCACAUCCUCAAGUGCAAAUACGUACCUCAAGAACAACAACAUCCUGAACUCUGGAAGGGUGCAAACCGUCGAUACAAACGUGUCCCCUGGAACAGGAUUGAGAAGCAGCGUCUCGAACGUGGUAAGACACGCGAUAAGUGGGCACAGAAGAUUGAGCAAGAAGGGAAAAGACGAUUGGCCAAGGCGGAAAAGUUGAAAAAAUUGGGGUAUGAGUUUGAGAUGCCGGAGUUGAAGGCUAUUGAUGUGGUUCCUGUGCAGGAGAAGUUGUCUGCUCCUGAGGCUGCCACGGGAACAGCAGCUGUUGAUGCUGUUGCUACUGUGGAUGACAGUGCUGAGAAGGCUGUUGUUGAAGAGACACCCAAGAAGAAGGAAUCCAAAAAGGAGAAAUCCAAGGAGAAGGUCAAGAAAGAUAAGGAGCCAGAAACAGCUGAAGUUGAUGCUGCUCCGGUCAAACAUAUGGAGACUACUUCUACUAUGCCCGAGACAUCGACCAAGAAGAGCAAGUCGAAGAAGUCAAAGAAAUCCGUCGGCAAGGCUUGAGGAUGCCAUUCCCUUUUUACGUAUGUAUAGAUGAUAAAAAGUUAUCCUUCAGUUGGUCUAUUCUGUAAAGCGGUUUAUUUAAUGCAGAAAAUGGACUUGUUAAAUAUCUUGGUUGAUUUUUUGUUCUCGGUUUUUUCAGGCUAGUGUCUCAAACAUAAGUUAGGGCUUUAAACUUGGGUGACACAUCAAUGGGAUUGUCCCCCCAUUAUAUCCGACCCAUACACCCUCUCGGCCAACAAUCGAAGUUUCAUAGGCAUUUGCUGAUCAGGAUAAUGUGCAAGGAUAUCAUUCUUACUCGCUGGAUGUAGAAGACUAGACCAUGUAUUUCCUUCGGUUUGAUUCAUUGCACGUUGUUCGCAGUAUGUCCGUCUUUCGGCGUUCCACCAUUUCGGUAGAAUACUAUCUUUGUUUCUGCUUGUUGAUGACGAAGAAGAUGAUGACGAUGGUGUUGGUGAUGAUGCUGAGUUUGUGUCGGUGUCGUGUGUAGUUGAUGAGGAUGGUGAGGAUGAGAAAUCGUUGUUCUCAUCGAUAUCUUCUUGGUUGCUGUGUCUGGGCAUGGGGCAUUCAGCAAGAUCUAGGAAAUCGCGGAAAUCCUGGAGAGCGAAUUGCAGAACUUGAUUGUCAUUGUCGUGGUCGCUGCCAGAAGGAUUGUUCAUAUAUCGCCCUCUCAACCUCCCACAAUACAUCUUCUCAUCCUCCACCCUCAACCGAUACGCAUCAACCAACUGAUCCAUCACUGCUUCCUCCGUCGGCAAACUCUCCAAAUAACUAUUCCCAACCAUGAUAGCGCCCACACUGCAUGCCCGCUGAUGUCCUCUCUUCCAGUCCGCGCGUUGACAUGCCCGCGAGCAAUACAGCGCCGAACGACAACGUGCGCAUCGUUUGAGUUUUUGCUCGGCACGCGGGUUCAGUGGUUCCCUUUUUUUGCAGUGUGUGCAUGUGCGGGCUGAUUUGCUAGUCGAUUUUCUUCUUGCUCCUUCUUUUACUUCUGCCCUUUCUGCUGCUUUUCGUGGAGAAAUAUGACUGUUGAGCCUGGCGAGCUUUUGGUUGAUAAAGUCCAUGUCUCCCUCAAGCAAGGCAAUAUCUACUGCAACCAAUAGACUGACGCUGUCAUGUGCUAACUAUCUUCCACCGGACAGAAGUUUUUUGACUUGAUAGAUUGAUCCGCCAGGAAUGAUCCGAAUAUAAACCCACGAUAUGUCAAAUAUCACACAAC